CGAGGAGUAGGUGCUGGCGUGAAGUUGCCCGCAGACCAUGAGCAUUGAUUUACCAGCAGCGCCCUUUUUGCAUUAGCUCGGUAAAUUGGAGCGGGUCGCGUUCAAAUAGAUCACGGGCACUCCAACUUGUAAAACUUGUGCAGAGCGUCAACCCAGUCCACGAGGUCAGUCUCUCCUGCCAGUAAGGUGUUACGAAAAUACGACCGAAGUUGUGCUUGCCACUGGGAAAUUUCUGCCCCAAAACCGUGUUCGAGUGCUCGGGGGUAGAACAUCUGAACCGAAAGCGCAGCUAGCUGGCAGGCCGCAUCUCUCGGCCCGUACGGACCUGCAUUAAUAGCUGGCUGCCAUGGCAACACUGCUGCAAGCUUUCGGUCGCUUCUUUACGAAGCAUCCCUUGGCGGGAAAUGGACUCGUGUACGGUACGCUGUACGUCGGUGCUGAAUUUUCGCAACAAACCAUUACGCGAAAGUUUUUGACCGACCCGCCACAAGAUAUCGAUCGGCCUACGCUAGCACGAUACGCUGUCAUGGGCACGUUCAUAUAUUCCCCAAUUCUUUACAACUGGUACAAAUGGUUAGAUAAAACCUUCCCUGGCACUGCCAAACGAAUUAUAGUGAGAAAAUUGCUGCUGGAUCAGUUUGUGCUAACUCCUCCGCUGCUAGUUAUAUUCUUUACCGGAAUGUCCCUCAUGGAACAACAAUCAUCCAUCACCGAAGAGUGCCGUCAAAAGUUUGUGCCGACGUUUGCACGCUCCUGCCUGUUUUGGAUACCGGCCCAAACGCUCAACUUCGUCCUGGUGCCACCCAAGUUCCGCGUGGUUUACGUGGGUUCAUGUGCCUUCGCCUGGGUGAACAUUUUGUGCUGGGUUAAGCGGCAAAAGAUGCUAAGCUCGAAUUAAUGCAUUAAUCAGCAAUAUUACCAACAAAAAAAGAGCUACGCAAAGCGUUACAAAGAUAGCUAUUAGAUAGGGAAAACCAAAGUCCGACACAUUUUCACAAUCGUACAAUCUACCAGAAUACGCUCUCGCAUAGCAUGCAAGCGUUUAAUGCUGCUCUAAUCAUGACAUAAGUUACCGCGUAAACGAUGAGAUUAUAUUUACUACUGUUAAUAUUAAUAGGAAUAAAAUCCACAAAUGAUUAAAUAAUCGCUCCCAUGAAUUAGAG
Molecule: messenger RNA, 1163 nt
Organism: Anopheles moucheti
Lineage: Eukaryota; Metazoa; Arthropoda; Insecta; Diptera; Culicidae
Product: mpv17-like protein
Exons: 6
Coding region: 347-898 (183 amino acids)
Cellular component (GO): cytoplasm; membrane
Source: RefSeq, a predicted model, not a curated record